AUGAGAGUUCUCUAUAUAAGGAGUAAGGACAUUGAAAAGUUUGGUUACUUGAACUAUGACAUUUCCGCAAAUCAAACACAUGCUAAUGACGAUGAUUUUGAUGAGCUAUUAGAGUAUGCUCUCAAAACCUACCAGCUCAAUUACAAUCUAAACGUUACUGGAGUUUUGGAUACCAAAAUUGUGUCCAAAAUGAGUAUGUCUCGAUGCGCAAUGACAGAUAUCGUAAAUGGCACAACUAGAAUGCGGUCGGGCAAGAAAAGGGUUAACCCCCACCCCCAUGGCUCUACCCAUUUCCAUACAGUCUCGCAUUUUGCGUUUUUUGAAGGAAACCCAAAGUGGCCAUCAAUGAAGUAUCAUCUCACUUAUGCAUUUCUUCCGAGGACACGAGCUGAUGCCGUGAGACCCAUUAGGCAAGCAUUCGCAAAAUGGGCUGCAAACACACAUUUCACAUUCUCUUGGACUCGUAACAUCAGAAGAGCUGACAUCAAGAUUAGUUUUGAAAGUGGUGAUCAUGGAGAUGGUAACCCUUUUGAUGGCCCUGGUGGAACUAUUGCUCAUGCAUAUCCCCCAACGGAUGGGAGGUUCCAUUAUGAUUCAGACGAGAAUUGGUCAGUGGGGGCAACACCUGGGGCAUUUGACUUGGAGACUCUUGCUUUGCAUGAAAUUGGGCAUCUUGUUGGACUCCAUCAUAGCUCAGUUGAGGAUGCUAUCAUGGCCCCUACUUUCUCUCCUGGAAGGGCAAAGGGUUUGCAUGGAGAUGAUAUUCAAGGGAUCAGGACUUUGUAUAAUAUUGUUUGA
Messenger RNA from Pistacia vera, 798 nucleotides. Its product is annotated as metalloendoproteinase 2-MMP-like. Gene Ontology annotation, molecular function: zinc ion binding; metalloendopeptidase activity. The transcript is spliced from 2 exons. Gene Ontology annotation, biological process: extracellular matrix organization; proteolysis; collagen catabolic process. Gene Ontology annotation, cellular component: extracellular matrix. Lineage: Eukaryota; Viridiplantae; Streptophyta; Magnoliopsida; Sapindales; Anacardiaceae. The coding region runs from base 1 to 798 and encodes 265 amino acids. The record is from RefSeq and is a predicted model, not a curated record.